Messenger RNA from Dentiscutata heterogama, 1531 nucleotides. NCBI's taxonomy places the organism in Eukaryota, Fungi, Glomeromycota, Glomeromycetes, Diversisporales, Gigasporaceae. The record is from the annotation of a GenBank genome assembly.
AUGGAUUCGUAUAAAGAUUAUUAUAUGGAUCCAGGAUUUUUACCCCAGAAAGUUACAAUGGCUCGUCUACGCGAAAUACUAGGAGAACAUAAUGUACAUUAUACGGGUAGUGAAAAAAAAGCGGAGCUUGUAGAAUUGUUUAAUAAACAUAUUCUACCGCUUGUACCAUCGUUACGAGAAAAGGAAGAAGAAUUGAAGAGCUUUCGUACCAGAACUGAAGCAGAGCUGGCAAAAUCAGCAGAAAGAAAAACCAAAACAGCGCGGAAAAGCGCAGUUGCUUCGCCCGAAACUCCAAAAACCACUCCCAGGUCCUCUCGUUCAUCAAAAAGAACCAGUAAGGGAAAGGUUAAAGCUAUUAUAAAUGAAUCCGAGCUCGUGCCUGAAGGAUCGACGGACGUAGAUUCAAAAACAAUAAAAGUUAGAUCGAUUGUGCCAGAUAUAACACCUAAAACUAAUGAUAAAGGACGGUUGUACCCAGAACUUCCAAACCCAAAGCGUGUCAAAGAAGAUAAUUCUACCAAUCGACGUGAAGCAGUGGCAUAUGCAUUUAGAAAUCCUAACUACAUGCCAACGCGACAAAUUAACCGGCAACCGUCACCAGAAUUAAUAAAAUCUCAAACAAAGCCACGUGGAUUAAAAACAGCAUUUAUAUUAUUUUUUGUAAUUUUGACCAUUGGCGCUUACGCUCGAUUCAAAAUGGAAAUUGGCUUUUGUGAUGGACCAUCGAAUACAGCAGACGGUGGAAGCGCCGAGAGUGAAAAAUCUCUUUUUGAGAUCGCUUGUACUCCUUGUCCACCUAAGGCUCAUUGCUCAGAGGGAAAUAUCACCUCGUGUGAUGAAGGUUUCGUGUUCACAUCUUCAUCAAUUCAUUGGCUCAAACCUUUCACCAGCAGAUGUAUACCUGACGUUGAACGCGCUAAAAAAAUUGAUAUGUAUACUAAACUGCUUAAAAAAAUAUCUGCUGAAGAAACUGGAAGGGUUAUAUGCGGAUAUGAAGAUCGAGAACAUUUAUUAUUUCAGAAUCUUCUUAGAAUACUUCGUCAAAAGAAAUUACCAUUCCAGGAUACGGACGAUAAUUUUGAAAAACUCACACAAAUUGCAUUGAAAGACUUGAGAUCGGACGAUGAUCUUGAAAUAAUUGAUGAAAAAGAGAGUUAUAAUAAACUUAAAAGCUAUGUUGUUUCAAAGAAGCCGAGUCCCUCACUAUUUUGUAGAAUUAAACUUUUUGGUAUAGCCUGGUUGAGAGAGAAUUUAAUGUUUAUUAUUGGAACGAUCUUUGUUUUCGCGGGUUUGGGAGGUGUAAGCUACAAAGUUAGAGAAAAGAUAUGGGAAAACGAGCAAGUAAAAAAAGCUGCCGAUAUGGUUUUAAAUACAAUGAGGCAAGAACGAAGCAUGAUCUCAGCCCAAUGGCAAGAAUCGAUUAUGCAUCAUAUCAAAAACGAUUUUAAGCGUAUCGAGCUAUGGAAACGUGUUGAAAAAUGUAUUCAAGUCAAUCCUAUGGUCCGAACACGUCGUCUUGAAUAUAAAGGAC